This is a messenger RNA of Gossypium arboreum, 1609 nucleotides long. RefSeq lists its product as uncharacterized. Gene Ontology annotation, biological process: regulation of DNA-templated transcription. Gene Ontology annotation, molecular function: protein heterodimerization activity. The transcript has 6 exons. Bases 375 to 1313 code for a protein of 312 amino acids. NCBI's taxonomy places the organism in Eukaryota, Viridiplantae, Streptophyta, Magnoliopsida, Malvales, Malvaceae. The record is from RefSeq and is a predicted model, not a curated record. Gene Ontology annotation, cellular component: nucleus.
AUAAAUUAACCAACCUGUCAAUUUAUCAACCAAUAUCCACUUGACUUUAUUUUUUUUUACUUUGGAAUUUUCUUUUUGUCAAACUUGAACCUGUGUUCGGUUUUGAAACAAAAGACUUCUCUGUUCAUGUUUUUGGUUUUUUUAGAACUAAAAAGAAAAAGAAAAAAAAACAGUCUUGGAUCUGAAAUGGUUUUUUCUUUUGGUUAGAUUUUUAUUUUUUUAAAAUUUUUUUCAUAAUUUGAAAUUAUUAGAACAACAUCGAAUUUUUUUUCUGAACUUGUUUUUUUUUUAAAUAUAUAUAUUUCGAUUGUCUUUUUUCCCUUUUUAUUUUUAAUAUUUUAAUAAUUUAAUGUUCCAAAUCUGACACCCAAAUCAUGAGGAAGAAGCUCGAUACCCGUUUCCCAGCUGCUCGCAUUAAAAAGAUUAUGCAAGCAGAUGAAGAUGUCGGGAAGAUUGCAUUAGCGGUGCCCGUUUUAGUUUCAAAAGCAUUGGAAUUGUUUCUACAAGACCUUUGUGAUCAUACGUAUGAGAUUACUCUUCAGAGGGGAGCAAAGACCAUGAAUUCAUUGCAUUUAAAGCAUUGUGUACAGAGCUACAACGUAUUCGAUUUUCUGAGGGACAUUGUUAGCCGGGUUCCUGACUAUGGUCAUGGCCAUUCUGAUGCUACUGCUGCUGCUGCUGGUACUGAUGAUCGAACUAUUUCGCGGAGAAGGAAAGCUACUGGAGAUGAGGUCAAUGACAGUGAUGAAGAAUCAAAGAGAAGCAGAAUGCAUGAUAUGGGUCAUGCAGGCACCAGUGGCAGAGGGAGAGGCCGGGGACGAGGCAGGGGUCGUGGAAGAGGAGCUCGAAAUGUGGAAAGAGAUGCUCAUCGUGAAAUAGAACCAGAACCCUGCUCAACUCUUCAGCAAAACAACAAAAGUCAUUCAACCUCAGGAAUGGUGAUAGAUGAUGGUUCCGAGUUGAAGGAACCGGUGAAAGAGAACACAGCUGCUGAAGAUGCCAAUCAAGCUGUUCGGAAUUUUGAUCUGAAUGCCGAGGUAGAUGAGAAUGUGGAUACAAAAGCCUCAGCAACUGCUGCUAAAGUUGCUGCACCUGCACCCCCAGUCGGUGUUGCUAGUGCCGCUGCUGCACCAGCAGCGCCAGCUGCAGCAGCUCAGCCUUCUACAGCAGAGCCUACAACAGAGGCCAAACAUGAAGAAUACCCAGGCUGGUCUCUUUCGGAUAUGGACAAGAUAGCUAUCGAUCCUCUUCAACUUGCUCGGCUUGGUGGAAGGUUAGACGAGGAUGAAGAAGAUUAUGAUGAGGAAGGGUGAGUAGCUCGAAACUGGACUCCUAGAAAAAGUAGCGGUUGAGAUCAGAUUAGCAACCCAGUAGGAAAACCCGAAAAUAGUCAGGAUGACCUCAUUGGAGUAUGGAAGUAUAUCCCAUGAGGUCUCUCAAGGGCUCAAAUGGAUUUCUCUUCUCUAUAUCUUUAUUUAUCUGUCACGGUUCGCUUUCUGUUAUAGCAUUUGCUAACAUAACUUUAAAAUGGUAGAUUCUCACAGCCGAAAGACACUAGUCCACAAACCUACUUGUUAUGCCACGAGAAAUUUGCGGUUCCGUAGUGUAA